AUGUCUUACCAAAUGCAGCACAUUGGCAGUCGUGCCUUCAAUCACGACCAAUCCAGUCAAUCCGAAGAGGAAUACGAUCGCCUUCGCGGCCUUGCGCGCGAAGAAGCGAACAAGCGCAACAAUUGUUUCGAACGGUCUAAACAGGCCUACGAAAACGGCGACGGAGCCCGCGCCAAACAGCUCUCGGAAGAAGGCAAAGAGCACGGCCGCCGAAUGCAAGACUACAACAAACAAGCCUCCGAAUUCAUAUUCCGCGAAAACAAUGCCUCGGGCAGAGUACCUGAGGAUACCAUUGAUUUGCACGGGCAGUUUGUCGAGGAGGCGGAAGAUAUCCUUGAGGAGAGGAUCAAGUAUGCGCGCCAACAUGGCCAGACGCAUUUACACGUGAUCGUCGGAAAGGGAAACCACUCCGCCAAUCACGUGCAAAAAAUCAAACCGCGAGUCGAACAAGUCUGUCGCGAAUUGGGGCUGCAAUAUGCCACAGAAGAGAAUGCGGGGAGGAUCUAUGUCAAUUUGACGGGUGGUCCAGCGGAGAUGCCGCCUUAUCAACAACACCAGCAACAAUAUCCUCAGCAGCAGCAACCUCAUUAUGGUGGUGGUGGAUAUCCUGGUCAACAGCAACCACAAUAUGGUCAGCAACAUGGCCAGCAACCCGGUAAACAAGAUGAUAUUGAGGCGAUUGUUGAAAAGAUUCUACCCAGAGUGUUGCGGAAGCUGGGCGAUUGCUGUAUUGUUAUGUAA
Molecule: messenger RNA, 741 nt
Organism: Talaromyces marneffei
Lineage: Eukaryota; Fungi; Ascomycota; Eurotiomycetes; Eurotiales; Trichocomaceae
Exons: 4
Coding region: 1-741 (246 amino acids)
Source: RefSeq, a predicted model, not a curated record